Arabidopsis arenosa is the source of this 1623-nucleotide messenger RNA. Lineage: Eukaryota; Viridiplantae; Streptophyta; Magnoliopsida; Brassicales; Brassicaceae. The record is from the annotation of a GenBank genome assembly.
ACACAAAAAAGCAGAACAUUAUCCAAAUUAUGAACAGAGGAGAGGCAGAGCAAGAAGAAGAAUUCAGUGAAUGGGUAGUGAUACAAACCUCACCCAAAUCCCCACGUACUGACGCAUCUACCCUUCAAAACUCACCGAUAUUACAACCAAGCCAUCGCCGUGAAAAUCCAACGACCAACGACGACGAUGAUGAUGAUGAUGAAGAUUCUGUUGUCCCCUCCACCGUGAAUCUUUCUCUUCCGUGGCGAGUGAUUGAAACUACCAAAAAGCGGUUGAUCAAAAACUCAGUGUGCGUCUUUCAGGCCGUCGAAAGGGUGCGUUGUAGUUACCUAACUCGUAAAAGAGUGUUUUGGUCAUUAACCCUCAUUGGAGGCUUCUCGUUGGUCUUGAGCCUUGUCUAUGUGAAGCUCGUGAGAUGGUGGAGACGACUACAUGAAGAGAAGCUGAGAUUUCUGCUUCGUUUGCUCAGAGAGAAAGAUCAGGUGAAAACUAAGGGGAAGCGAAGUGAGAAAUUUCAAGAAGCUGUACUCUUCUCAAGAAUACAUAUUGAUUGUUUUAAAGACAAAGGAAGUGCUAGCGCAACGAAUUGUUGGAGUAAACAGCUAUGGGAAUUAACGUGGCUUCAUGUUAACAACAUUGCUCCAUCCAUGCGACCCAAGGUGUUCCCUGAUCACGAACCUUCAGAAUUUACACAACUUGGAAGUGAAGAAACCGUCUCAACCCCCUUUGAACUGCUCCAACAGUUUGAGCAUCUAGUCAACGAACCUCCACAUAUUAGGACUUCCGGCCAUGCAAUUCAGAUAUUGGGACUUCCUUCUAGCUUGGUGGCUUUAAGUAAUUCUCUGAGUAAUGGCUCCGUUUUCGGUGCUCCUGCUCGUCAAGAUGCUUCAAUGGUGUUCUUGAACUACCGGGGAGAGCAACUGCGUUACAGCUUCGUGAGCCACCUCAUUGAUGCUUUUGAAAGGAAUGAGAUAAACUUUUUCGUAGACAAAUACGAACAGAGAGGCAAAGACCUCAAAAAUCUCUUUCUUAGGAUCCAAGAAUCGAGGAUCGCGUUGGCCAUCUUCUCUACGAGAUACACCGAGUCGAGCUGGUGUAUGGAUGAGUUGGUAAAGAUUAAGAAACUUGCUGAUAAAGGAAAGCUCCAUGUCAUUCCAAUCUUCUACAAGGUGAAGGUAGAAGACGUUAGAAAACAGACAGGUGAGUUUGGCGACAACUUCUGGACGCUCGCAAAGGUUUCGAGUGGAGAUCAGAUCAAGAAAUGGAAAGAAGCCUUGGAAUGUAUCUCCAACAAGAUGGGUUUGUCGUUGGGAGACAAGAGCUAUGAAGCCGAUUUUGUCAAGGAAGUUGUUAAGGCGGUUCAGAGUGUUGUAGCAGAAAUUGGACUUGAGGAAGAAGAGAAUCAUUUUGGGAAAAAGAAGAGAAAGGAUUGCAAAUGUGAACUUCCUGAUUUCAAGAAAAGCAGAACCAAAAAGUUGUGACGUAGGAAAAUGUUCUGCAAUUUGUAUGGAUAUAGACUGUUUUUUCUAGUUGUGUUUUAUUUAUUGAAGGUACUUUAAUUUUCUCUAAUAUUUUACUUAUUAAUUUUCAACAGAUUCGGAUUAAUCAAUUAAUUAAGGUCUU